Messenger RNA from Ostrea edulis (European flat oyster), 2334 nucleotides. RefSeq lists its product as uncharacterized. NCBI's taxonomy places the organism in Eukaryota, Metazoa, Mollusca, Bivalvia, Ostreida, Ostreidae. The record is from RefSeq and is a predicted model, not a curated record. The transcript has 4 exons. Bases 98 to 1057 code for a protein of 319 amino acids.
AUUAACAUCCUUCUGUGUUCCAAGGCAUCAUCUUUUCUUUUCAGACAUGCGAAGUUUUAGAGAUUAGUGCAUUUAUUGAACUUAUUAAUCGUUGAUAAUGACCGACCCUGUUUCAUUGAGUUUGCCAGCUUUGUCGAGAUCAAGCAGUUUAGUUAGAUACCACGGAAUCCCUAAAAGAUAUGACGAAACAAGACCAGUUCUCAUCCAAGGAAAUGCUCAUCGGAAGAUCAUAGGAAUCGGACGAGAUUUGGAAAAAAGAGUUCAAGAUAAAUAUGAUCAUGAGAAGCAGAGAGCAAUCAGGGAUGCUGAACAAGCCGUGUGGGCAGAAGCUGAACAGCUUAAAGCUGCAGCACUGUUAAAAGCUAGGGAGGACUCCUCAAUAGAUUUGGAGAGAGCAAUCAAGAAAAUUAAUAGGCAACAUGAAAAGGCAUUAAAGGAAGAGGCUCUGAAGGUUGAGAUGGCGAUGCAGAAAUUGGCCAUAGAACAAGUCAAGCAGGAGAGAGCAGAGGCUGAGGAACGCUUAAAGGAAGCAGUGCGGAAAACAGAGGCCCGCUGUCAUCAGGAGUUAUUGGAUGCUGUGGAAAAAGCUCGCGAGGAGGAGAAAAAAAUAGCUGCUGAGGAAGCUGUGAAAGUGGCAAAGGCAGCAAAGGAAAAAUUUGAGAAGGCAGUUCAAUUAGCAGCGGAAGAGAAGAAGAAAGCGCUGAAAGAUUUGGAAGAGAAGAAGGACAAGGAGAAACAGAAAGCAGUGGUUGAAAUGGAGGUGGCUCAGAAAAAGAUUGCGGCAGAACAUCUGGAAAAAUUAAAGAAAGAGUAUGAGCUUAUCAAUGCAAAAUUAAAAGAGGAAAUCAAGGGAAAGCUGGGUAUCAUAGACAAGCUAAACCUCCAGAUAACGUGUGUAGAAAAAGCCAAGAAAAAUGUGGAAGAAGUGCUUCACGAUACCAAAACUGAUUUCCAAGACUUUAUUGAUAGAUUGCCCGAAUCAAUCAAGGGCCAGGUCGGGUAUAUGGUCCGACCUAUAUACAUUGAUGAGAUUGGACGAGUGCCUACUAUUGUAUAAGAGCUGCAUAGGUUUUGAAUAGAAACGGUUAGAUGCCUUCAGAUGGGUUGCUUUUAUGUACAAUAUAUAAACACUGCAUUUAUAUGAAGUACAUCUACUAGAUAUAAGUUUUCUGUCUUUGCACUGUCAUGGAUGUAUGAGAAAGAUGAAAGCAAUCAGUGAUUUGUAAAGCAACCUCAAUCAAAAAAUACAGUAUUGUCUGUAAGAAUUGUUUACACUAGAAAUCUCCUGUACCAUUUGUCUUUUAUGCACAUGCCAGUAUUUUCCCUUGGAAGUGAUCGUGCAGAAUUUUUCUAACCUUCAAAUUCAAAUUAAAUAGAUUAAUUUUUCUCAUGACAAGAAAUACUCAAGAUUUGUGCGAGUCUGGAAUUGGAGAAUCAGGGUUUGGCUCUCGGUAUCUUUUAUACAGUGAUCAAUAAGAAUUGUUUUAUUUGAUAUACACUCUUUCUUUUUAAAAGGUCUGUAAUAUUGAAUACAAUUUUGAUUUCAAUGUACAUAUUAUAUAUGUAUCUUUUACUAUUACAAUCACCAUUUUUACAUGCACUGAUAGUUGGUCACAAAUUUGAUAUCUGUGAUAAAAAUAUAUUUUCGCAGCAGUAUAAUUCUGCUGUGUGAAAACAUAAAAGUAUUGAUUAGACUGUGAUAAUUUAAUGUACAAUAUUAAUGAAUUUCAUUUGAAAUUUGAUGUAGCCCAUAAGUAUCAAUAAUCACCUCUUGCCGGCAACAGAGAUACACACUAAUAAAGCACCCAUAACCCUACACUGUAAACCUGGCACAGCGGACAUAAUUGUGAAUUUAAUUAUUAAGAGAUUUCCACAGGGUAUGCCAAAUGUUAAAGGCAUGCAGGAAUAUAUAACUGCAGACAUGUUUCAAAUCAAUUGUCUUAUUUAAUACAAAAGAAUUAAAAAACAUAAUGGCCUUCAGACUUGCAGCAUAGAAUCUGGUCACUGAUGAAGAAAAUUGUCUCAUUUCAUUAAUCUGAGUAUUGUCUAUAUUUAUUUUUUGGUGUAUAAAAAUUUAUGUAAACAUUUGUACUUUUUGUUGGUACAGCAUGCUAUCAGAGUAUUUUGUUUGGAGAAAUUACAAGAAGUUCAGUUAUUAGAAUUUUCAGGGUGCAGCACAGAUGAUGUAAUUGUGUGAGCAUUGUUGAGUGACCAGAUUAACAAUCGAUCCUGCCUUGCAUUAAGUUUCCACUGAUCAAGUCACAGGUUAUUUUUAUACACUUGUUUUAUUUUGAAAAUUAUACACUGAAAGCAAUAAAACUAUUAAUCUUAUCA